AUGGGGGCACAGGCCGGCCCCGCCGCUCGCCGCGUCGGCUUCCGCCCAGCUGCCGGUCGAGCCUCGAACCCGAGGCCGGGGCCGGCAUGCCCUUCCCGGACCUGGUCCUGGCAGAUGUCGAGCCUGAGCUGGCUCUGGAUCAGCCCGCGGCGGGCGGCAGCGCGGGGUGGCCCAGCACGGUGGCCGACACACCACCCCUUGAGACUCCUGCCGGGGUGGACGGGACCGAGGCGCCCAGGACCCCCCCGCCCCGCUUCCAGCUGCCCCCCCGCCUGCUGGAGGUGCUGGCCUUUGCCGGCCCCGGUCUGGGCAUGGUGCUGGCCGACCCCCUCAUGUCCCUCAUCGACACCGCCUGCGUGGGCCACGUCUCCUCCGCCCAGCUGGCGGCCAUGGGUCCCAACGCCGCCAUCUUCAACGCCGUCUUCUCCAUCUUCUCCUUCCUGGGGGGUGGCCACCACCAACGCCGUGGCGGCAGACUCCAUCCUCGACCCGGCCCUGAGCGAGCGCGAGCGCGAGGCGGCGAGGGCACGGGUGGAGCGCCUGGUGGGGACUACCAUGGCCCUGGCCGUCGCAUUUGGCUUCCUGGCGCUGGGCGCGCUGUGGACGCAGGGCCAGCCCAUCCUGGCCAGGAUGGGGGCUGACGCGGAGGUCCUGCCCCACGCCCUUGCCUACCUGCGGCUCAGGGCGCUGGCGGCCCCAGCCGUCAUGCUCGGCAACGUGGCCAUGGGCGUGUGCCUUGGCCAGCAGGACACCAUGACGCCCUUUCUUGUGUUCAUGGGGGCAGGGCUGCUGAACCUGGGAGGCGAUAUCCUGCUCAUCUUCGGGUUUGGCAUGGGAGUCGCCGGGGCGGCGGCCGCCACGGCGGCCUCCCAGGUGCUCAGCACAGCAAUCUUCAUGCUGUACCUGUGGCACAGGGGCCAGACCGACAGCCGCCGCCUGAAAAUCCGGUGGACGGGAUGGCCAGAGGCCGCGGCUCUGCGCCAGUUCCAAAAGGUGGCUGUCACCAUGAUCACGCGUACCGCCUUUGGCAUGGCAGCGUACUUCAGCAUGGCCGUCAGCGCCACCGGCCUCGGCGUGACCGGGCUGGCUGCGCACCAGGUCUCCAUGCAGAUCUUCUGGUUCCUGUCCUACGUCCCCGAGACCCUGUCCCUGGCGGCCCAGAGCAUGAUCGCUCGGGACCGGCGCAUCCCCCGCGCCGGUCAGGCCUGGUCCCGCCUGCUGCUGGGCUGCGGCGCCGCACUGGGCGUGACCCUGGCCCUGGCCCUGGUGGCCGUCUUCAAGCGCGGCCUGGCCCUCUUCACCACCGACCUCGCGGUCAUCGCCCAGGUGGGCGCCAUCUGGCCCAUGGCAGCGGCCGCCCUGGCGCUCUGCUCCUGCAUGAUGAUUAUGGAUGGGAUCAGCGUGGGCUCAAACGUGCUGGACCACCUGCCCAUCUCCAACGUUGUGGGCCUGGCAGUGACGCUGGGCGUGCUGCGCACGCUGCCCGGCACGCUGACGUCUGUGUGGUGGUCCCUCCUCGCUUUCUAUGCGACGCGGUCCCUCGGCCACGCCAUCUACUACACCUGGCGCCACCCACGCACCGCGUUUGGGGAGCAGGCUCUUUGCUGA
Molecule: messenger RNA, 1608 nt
Organism: Auxenochlorella protothecoides
Lineage: Eukaryota; Viridiplantae; Chlorophyta; Trebouxiophyceae; Chlorellales; Chlorellaceae
Product: MATE efflux family protein 2, chloroplastic
Exons: 6
Coding region: 1-1608 (535 amino acids)
Biological process (GO): transmembrane transport
Cellular component (GO): membrane
Molecular function (GO): antiporter activity; xenobiotic transmembrane transporter activity
Source: RefSeq, a predicted model, not a curated record